Pieris rapae (cabbage white) is the source of this 1014-nucleotide messenger RNA. Its product is annotated as odorant receptor 83a-like. Lineage: Eukaryota; Metazoa; Arthropoda; Insecta; Lepidoptera; Pieridae. The coding region runs from base 1 to 1014 and encodes 337 amino acids. The record is from RefSeq and is a predicted model, not a curated record. Gene Ontology annotation, cellular component: plasma membrane. Gene Ontology annotation, molecular function: olfactory receptor activity; odorant binding. Gene Ontology annotation, biological process: sensory perception of smell; detection of chemical stimulus involved in sensory perception of smell. The transcript has 7 exons.
AUGGAACUGACUGAACACGCACGUGUGGUGUAUCCUAACUUAAAAUAUUACGGAGUUAUAUUUAGAAGGUUUAUUAAGGAAUUUCAUUUGGGAAACUUUAUGCAAUGUGGUGGUAAUUAUAAAAAGGUGGCGGAUCGAAUGAACAAAAUCUCUAAUUAUUAUACACUUCUUAUGGUACCAAUAAUAUGGUUAGGCGUUAUUCUUUUUAAUUUAUCCCCAUUAUUGACCAAUGUAACAAGUGGGGCAUUCCAGAACCCGCGCCCCAAAAACAUAACGCUACGUUUCUCUGUAUACUACGAGUAUCCCGGUUUCAAGCCAGAGGAAAAUUUUAUCCUUGUCACAAUAUUAAAUCUGUAUUUUUCCUACGGCUGCACUGUUGUUGUAUGUACUCUGGAUUUACUACUUAUCCUUAUGUGUUUUCAAAUUGUCGGCCACCAAUUGGUUUUGCAAGCUAACCUCGAUGGCUUUCCGAAACCGAGAAAACUAAGCGUUUUACAGUUAACUGGAGAAGUGAAAGUAAUGGUUGAAAAAUAUUCGAUCGAAGAAAACACACAUAUUCAUUGUAUGCUAAGGGAAAAUGUACUUCAUCACCGAUAUAUUGUUUGUUUUGUGGACGAUAUUUCAUCAUUUUUCGGGCCCAUGAUGGGAUUGGUUUACUUUUUUGAUGUCACCGGCUUUUGUCUUUUGUUUCUCGAAUGUUCGCAAUUGAACACUGAAUCAUUGGCUCGUUUCGGACCGUUAACGAUUAUAGCAGUAUCACAGCUUAUAGAAAUAUCCAUUAUUUUCGAAAUCGUCGGCUCUAUGAGUGAAAAGCUAAGGGACAAUGUAUACAAUUUGCCCUGGCAAUGUAUGGAUAUGAAAAAUCAGAUGACGGUUUUGAUUUUCCUUAAUAGAAUUCAGAGAACAAUGCAUAUCACGUGUAUGGAGGUGAUGCCUGUCGGUGUACAAAGCAUGGCCUCUAUAUUGAAAACAUGCUUCUCAUACUUCACUAUUCUACAGUCUAUGAAUACUUAA